This is a messenger RNA of Salarias fasciatus (jewelled blenny), 473 nucleotides long. RefSeq names its product natriuretic peptide A (gene nppa). The transcript has 3 exons. Gene Ontology annotation, biological process: receptor guanylyl cyclase signaling pathway; cGMP biosynthetic process; neuropeptide signaling pathway. The record is from RefSeq and is a predicted model, not a curated record. Bases 21 to 443 code for a protein of 140 amino acids. Gene Ontology annotation, molecular function: hormone receptor binding; hormone activity. NCBI's taxonomy places the organism in Eukaryota, Metazoa, Chordata, Actinopteri, Blenniiformes, Blenniidae. Gene Ontology annotation, cellular component: cytoplasm; extracellular region.
GGUGGCAGCAGCAGAAUAACAUGAGCCCUGUGGUCCUGUGGGGCCUGCUGGUCCUGCUGUGUCAGCAGACGCUGGUCGGUGGACACGUACUGGGAAGGCCGUCGUCUGCCGGCGACCUGACGCAGCUCAAGUCUCUACUGGAGCGGUUCGAGGAGACUCUGACUGAAGCCGCCCAGGAUGAGGAGUCAGAAGCUGAUUACGAAGGAACAAACCAGGAGCCCGAGCACAGCCAGGCCAGAGGAUGGCUGCUGGACCAGGAGGAGCCUCCGGCUCCAGACAGAGCUUCACCGCCAGCCGAGGGCCGCAGUCGGGCCUCCAGCCAGAGGAACCACCUGCUGGACCUGCUCAUGACGGCCAGGAAACGGUCGUCCGGCUGCUUCGGAGCCCGGAUGGAUCGGAUAGGGAACGCCAGCGGUUUGGGGUGCAACAGUGGACGAGGUUAGUCACAGGGUUUCCUGUGUCGGAUUCUUACG